Molecule: messenger RNA, 1029 nt
Organism: Manihot esculenta (cassava)
Lineage: Eukaryota; Viridiplantae; Streptophyta; Magnoliopsida; Malpighiales; Euphorbiaceae
Product: flavin mononucleotide hydrolase 1, chloroplatic
Exons: 7
Coding region: 77-826 (249 amino acids)
Source: RefSeq, a predicted model, not a curated record
AGUGGGAGCUGACAGCGUCACACUGAAUUUCCAAAUAUAUAUAAAGAUUUUGUUUAGACGUGGAAAAGCAAACCAAAUGGCAUUGCCCCUGACCCUGAGAGUAACCGCAGGAUUCUCUUUGCCAAGUUGCAGAAAAAUGACUUCGAAUCCCACUUUCAACACCCACAGGAGUUGCAUAGCCUUCGCCGCGACCUCCCAGAAUAUUGAUAGAAAGCUGCCCAUAUUGCUCUUUGAUAUCAUGGACACUAUCGUUCGAGACCCUUUUUACAACGACGUCCCUCCCUUCUUCGGAAUGUCUUUCGAGGAACUGAUAGAAAGCAAACACCCAACUGCGUGGAUUGAGUUUGAAAAGGGGUUGAUUGAUGAGAUGCAGCUGUUCAAAAAAUUCUUCAAAGAUGGAAGACCUUUUGAUUUGGAAGGGCUUAAAAAUUGUAUGAGGAAAGGAUACUCCUACAUAGACGGUGUUCCAGAGUUGCUUUAUGAUUUAAGACAAAAUAACUAUGAGAUGCAUGCUUUUACAAAUUAUCCCAUCUGGUACAAAAUGAUUGAGGAGAAAUUAAAAAUCUCAACGUACUUAUCCUGGACAUUUUGUUCGUGUAUAUCUGGAAAGAGGAAGCCUGAUCUUGAUUUCUAUCUAGAAGUUGUGAGACAUCUUAGUGUUGAUCCAGCAAGCUGUGUUUUCAUUGAUGACAGGUUGACAAAUGUAAAGGCUGCAACUGAAGUUGGCAUUGUUGGCCUUCAUUUCAAAAAUGCACAUACGCUGCGUGAAGAUCUUGCUCGGAUAGGGGUUAACGUUUCAGCAGAUGAACAUAUAAGGCAUGAUUAACUAAAGCAUUGGAACGAACACAAAUAUUCAUCUCUGAGUUCAUCAUCUUAACACUUUUCCUUUUUUUUUUAUAUUAAAAAAAAAAACUAUCAGUGCAAUUGAAACAGCUGGGUUCGAACUGGCCCAAAUAACUUUUGGACCCACUUCCCACUUGGUCCAAAAUGAUUAACUCAAAUUAUUUAGUAAUUUUGUGUUAAUUAUUA